AUGUCUCGGAGAAACUACCGCAACCCACUGACGCCGCCCUACCGCGCACCCGAGCGGCCCGGCCAUCCACCACCGAGCACCUUCUUCACGCUACAGAAACACCACCUGGCCGCCACGCGGGGACCAGUCUGGUACCGCGGGGUGAAAGAGCAGCAGUACUACGGCAACGCGCUCACGAAGUGGCAGUGUCAGGUGAACCCGUCGAAGCUGGUGAACAGCCCGCUGUGGCGGAAGCGCACGAUGAUGACGCUGGAAACCCCUGUCAGCGCCGUGGUCGAGGUGACGGAGUGUCGGUGGGAUGCGGUACAGGCGCAGCGCACGAUGCAGAAAAUAGCCGCAGACGUGAGGGUGGAUCGCUGCUUGAUCCGGUUCCAGAAUGCGUUCUCGCGUUACACCGGGGACCAGAUGUGGGUGGUGGCGCUGUUCAACGCGGUAACUGUGGGCUUCUGGCUGCCGUAUGUUGUCCCCCUCCUCCCCUCCCACCACGACGAUGAUGACGACGACGACGAUGGAGGAGCCGACAUUUGGUGA
This is a messenger RNA of Tricharina praecox, 531 nucleotides long. RefSeq lists its product as uncharacterized. The transcript has 2 exons. The coding region runs from base 1 to 531 and encodes 176 amino acids. Lineage: Eukaryota; Fungi; Ascomycota; Pezizomycetes; Pezizales; Pyronemataceae. The record is from RefSeq and is a predicted model, not a curated record.